This is a messenger RNA of Pyricularia pennisetigena, 2037 nucleotides long. RefSeq lists its product as uncharacterized. The coding region runs from base 1 to 2037 and encodes 678 amino acids. The record is from RefSeq and is a predicted model, not a curated record. The transcript is spliced from 5 exons. NCBI's taxonomy places the organism in Eukaryota, Fungi, Ascomycota, Sordariomycetes, Magnaporthales, Pyriculariaceae.
AUGGCAACUAGUCGUGAGGAGCGCAUGCACGAGAGGCUGCGCGGAGGCCGAGUACACCAAGUGGAGGAUAUAUCAUUUGGUGAAUUCGUUUUACUUGAUGAAGAGGAGCCAUUAGCUGAACCCGAGUCAGAACCUUUGGAAGGCGAGGAAGAGCCAUCAGGUGCAGACUCAGAUCAACCGCAAGCACCAUCGGAAAAGGUUGCAAGUAGCCCUCAGGAUAUAUCCCAGCCGAGUCAACUUUUAAGAACCGAGGUGGCAGCAACUUCUUCCCCCAAUGCCGGUCAUGGGACACCUGAGGCUGCAGGCGAUCAAGCCAGACCUCCCAGCGGUAGCAUCUCUCGAUCAGCAAAGAAGACUACAAAACCUCCCGAAGAAGUGACGGAAAGCCCGGCCGAUGCUCCAGGCAGUGGGCAUAGGAGGAGGGUACCGGCACGCAUUAGCGCUGCUGCCAACCAGAGUGCUAUUCUGCAGCAGUAUCUAUCAUCGGGCCAACGGGAUCCUGAUCAUACUGUUGAUUCUUCAUCGCCAGCGGAGAGAAGAUUGCGAGCAAAGAGGCUGUCAGCAGCCCCCAGAGGCGGCCCCGUGGCACCAGCGUCCUCAUCAUCGAGGAGAAGCGCUAGGUUGUCACAGGCUUCAGACGAUGCCGCAGUCAACGAGAUGACGGGCGCAGGUCUAGACGCCACGGGCAAGGACUCUGAUAUUGCAGCUAAUGAACAGUCCCUGGAAAAUCGGACGGUGACAGCGACAGUAACUGUUACACAGUCCUCCCCGAUUGCCAGGAUACUACAGAAAACGCGGGGAAGAGGAAGACCGCGAAUCUCACAACAUAAGGUCAUCGAGGCUACCAGCCCGGUGCUUGAACAGCAGCCUCAAAAGCAGCCGGCCGUCGAGGAGGACACCACCAACGAGCUAUCCCCGAUACCUUCUGAAGUGUCACAAGGAGCUGACGGUAGUGCCGGGUCCGCUCCACACAUUGGGGGUACCCCCAGCCAUCCUAUUCCUGGAGAUGCGGAGGAAGCUGAAGAAUCUUUGGAGGCCGAGGAAACGAACGACCAAGAGGCAGCUAUAAGACUAGGUCACAAACGUCCUCGUGUAGAUCUUCUGGAUGCGUCUCCAGACUUGAGCUCGACCGCGGAAGAACGCCAGCCGAAGGCAGCAAAGCGCCGCCGGGCGGCACCAUUGGCAACGAGCCCGACAGUACAGAAACAGCCUGCAGCCAAGGCUCUGAAAACAACGACGAAGAAGAAGCCCGGUCCAGGCCGGUCAAAGGGCAAGAAAACAGCGCCUACAGAUGACAAUGAGCCCGAACGUCAACGGGGCGGUUCUAUUCAAGUCCCUGUUCAACGAUUUACACGGCCAAAACCAGGCGGUAUGGAUGAUGAAGGCGGCGCAGAUGAUGAUGACAACGAGAUGCUGGGGAUGACUAUACCUUUUGCAGGUCGUGAAGGCGUCAACUCUGUUGAUGUCCUGUCACAACUAUGUGAAGAGGUGACGGCAAAUGUGUUGAGGAUUCUCCGGAACAAAGUUUCCGGGGUGGAAGAAGCUGCGACGAGGAGAGAACUCAAGACAAAGAUUGGUGCAGUAGAGGCGUUCCGAGAGGAACUGCGGACCAACAUGCUCGAGCAUACCAUUGCGCUCGAUAAUCUUCAGACUCUUCGAAGACGUCUGCGAUCUGCACAGAGGGAGAAGCGCAUACUGCGUGAUCAGAUCCUCAAUGUGAGAAAAGAGCGUGAACAGGUCGCGCUACGCAGGGACGCGCUUCGGAUGAAACAUGAAAAUGAAAGCCAAAAGAUCAUGCAUCGCCUCCAUAUCUCAUCUACCAUGCAAGACAUCGAGCUAGCCGUUGAGGAGGGUCGAUCAGCACCUGAGCUUUCGACAAAAGAGCAGAAGCAGGCCGAUCUGGCGAAUUUGGAGCUGCUCAUGCUGAGAGUUGGAGACCAGAUCCGUCCAAACGGGCAUGGUCUUGGUGUGCUGGACCAAGUGAAGAGUUUCAAUGCGUAUCUUGAAAGAGCUGCAGCAGCACUUCAGGGGAGAUGA